CCUGGCUGAACAGGAAAGUAAACAAACUGAAGUGAAACAGAUUUAACAUAUUUCAUACUUCCUAUGACAGUGAAACAUUUAAUUCGAGCAUUACCAUGAAAACACUUUUGAGACUAUAUUUCCGCGGUUGAGAAGACGGGAUUUCACACGAACAAUCUUGUUGGGACCGCUCAAAAUCUAGCUAGCCCAGGCAGUAGCCAGUACUUUCCUAUCUGUAGUGCACAUUUUGCCACGCAGUCUUUCAUUGCCGCAUGACUCAGAAGUUGAUCACAAUAUGGAGCAAAAGCUUGCGGAGUUCAGAGCCCGAAGAAGGGCUGAUGUGGCCGCUAAGAAGAGCGAAUCUUCUGAAAAGCAGCCCAAAACAUCAUCUGACAGUGGCAGCACUUUGAUGUCGGCCAGUUGCCAGUCAUCAACAGCCGAUGCAGACACACAGGAGUUAACAGAAGAUCCAAUCUCAGUUGUCUAUCAGGCUACAAGGACUAAACAUUGGGGGGUAGGCUAAAACUCAAUACUCAAAAUACAAUGGUCCGGUUACCCGGACACAGUUUAAGCCUAGUCCUGGACUAAUAAACACUUUAGUUGGAGAGUCAUUGAGCAUGCUGUCUGGGAAACUGGCCCUAUUUGUCAAGUAGAUGUCAGUUAGUAAUACACUUUGAUUCCAUCUUGUCAAUGUUCGCUAACUUAAUUUCUUCUUUCCCCAACUUUUUAGGAUGACUGGUUGCUGGAGAGCAAUCUGGGUCAAUGGCUUGGUUCGACACGACUGGCUUUCACAAAUCUGACUUUGCUGAAGGUGUUGCUUUGGCUGGUUCUACUUGGGCUGUUCACUGAGCUGGAAUUUGGGUUGCCUUUCUUCCUUAUCUCUCUCUUCUACUGGCUGUAUGAGGGGCUGCGGAACCCAACUGCACGUCAACCAGGAGAACUGAGCGCUUACUCAGUGUUCAACCCAGACUGUCAGCCUCUCCUGGGGGCACUUACAGCAGAGCAGCUAGAGGGAGAGAUGGGCUACAGACCACUGGCCAACAGAUGAGACCCUAAAACAACUGACUUUAAUCUGAAAUUGAAUAGCUAACUGGAAAUGUAUUUAUUUGAAUGGUGCACAUUGCUGAUGUUGAUUUUGAAGUCAAAUGGAGCCUAUUCCAAACUACAAGAUCAUUCACCACUGCUGCACAUUGAUGAUGCUGUGAAAGAACAAACAUCUGCUUGUUAAUUCCAUUAAAAUGUGUGUACUUGAACAUGAUAUUACUGUACUUUGAACACACACACAGAGAGAAAGAAUUUUGACAGUGUGAAAUAUUUUAGAAAAAUAUACUUU
This is a messenger RNA of Coregonus sp. 'balchen', 1312 nucleotides long. Lineage: Eukaryota; Metazoa; Chordata; Actinopteri; Salmoniformes; Salmonidae. The record is from the annotation of a GenBank genome assembly.